GUCGAUGGUUUGUUCGGUUGGUUCGUUUACAAUAUUUCGGCACAUCUGCAAAUCAUGCGUCUAAAGUUGGAACAGCUUUUGCAACUGCACGUCGAUGAUCCAAGUUUUCAUCGCGAUUUUGUCGCUCUCAUUAAUUAUCAUCGCGAAACUAUCGACUUGGCUUUGGAGCUUGAUGCUGUCUAUGCGCCAAUCAUAUUCUUGGAGGUCACGUCUUCGUGCUUGCCAAUUUGUUUUCUUGCUUAUCAAUUGUCCUAUUUAUCCGAUCCAGCGAAUGUGCCCUUCAUUUGUCUGCUGUUGUCGUCUAUUGUAAUUCAAUUGAUGAUUUAUUGCUUUGGCGGUGAGAAGGUGCAAAGUGAGUGUGAUGAACUCUCUGAAAAUAUUUAUUUGCUAAUACCGUGGCAGAACCUACCACCGAAGCAUUGUCGUCUAUUACUUAUCCCAUUUAUUCGCUCGCAGCGUGUUUUGGUCUUGACCGGCUACUUCUUCACAGCCAAUCGUAGUCUACUUGUUUGGAUAUUCAGAACUGCGGGCUCAUUCACUGCCAUGUUAUUUGCACUGAAAGAAAAGGAGCUGUAA
Molecule: messenger RNA, 576 nt
Organism: Bactrocera latifrons
Lineage: Eukaryota; Metazoa; Arthropoda; Insecta; Diptera; Tephritidae
Product: odorant receptor 45a-like
Exons: 3
Biological process (GO): detection of chemical stimulus involved in sensory perception of smell; sensory perception of smell
Cellular component (GO): plasma membrane
Molecular function (GO): olfactory receptor activity; odorant binding
Source: RefSeq, a predicted model, not a curated record